AUGGCAAAGGCAAAAAAUGGUGGCGGCGGGGUGCAAAACAAGGCCAUCUAUUCUCGACUAUCAUUUCUUCAGCAAGCAGCCGUUUUCCUCUCGACAGCAACUCUGGACGGUGAUGGUUCCAAUAUCUCAGAGCUCAACCAGGAUCAAAACCCACCACUUCAAGGUGCUGGAAGACGUCUAGCCACUGACUUGCGCGCUGUGUCCCUGAAGAGCCGGAUUCGAUUGAACCCAGCAGUAAAGCAGAGCAUCUGCAAGUUCUGUGACUCGGUCCUCAUUGACGGGGAGUCUUGCACUUCGGGAAUCGAGAACAAGAGUAAGGGAGGUAGGAAGCCAUGGGCCGAUAUUUUGGUUCGCAAGUGCCAUGCUUGCGGCAGGGAGAGAAGGUAUCCAGUGUGCACCAAGAGGACAAAGAGAAAGACAGAGAGGCCGGUUGCGACCCCCGAUGAACCAGACAUGAUGGACCAAACUGGAUGA
This is a messenger RNA of Podospora anserina S mat+, 474 nucleotides long. RefSeq lists its product as uncharacterized. Gene Ontology annotation, cellular component: nucleolar ribonuclease P complex. The record is from RefSeq and is a predicted model, not a curated record. The transcript has a single exon. The coding region runs from base 1 to 474 and encodes 157 amino acids. Lineage: Eukaryota; Fungi; Ascomycota; Sordariomycetes; Sordariales; Podosporaceae. Gene Ontology annotation, biological process: tRNA processing.